GCAGCGUCGCCGUCAUACAAUAUGGUGGUUUCAGUUUGUUAUGUACAUUUGUUAUUGUUUGUUUAAAAUUAUUAUAACAUAUAUUAUAUUGAUAUACCAAGAUGACCAACAAACGUGCCUCAAAUCGUGCUUUAACUCAGAAAAAGUCGUUGAAAUUAAAAGAGACCAAAGCUUGUACUGGUUCCUCCAAAAUGACUAUGUGCACUAUUUCUACAAUAACUUCCCACGCUCAUUGUAAAGACCGCAGAGCAGAUCGUAGGGUAAUUGGGGGUAAACGGGUGGCCGCAAAAAAUUUACCCGGAAAAAUUCGAGCUGCUACCCGAAGAAGUUUAGAUCCAUGCGAUAAUUCCAACGACAGUGGUUUAGGUUUCGAUCACCAUGUGGACCACAAUAAUAUACAAGCCUAUCCCGACAGAUUAGCUUGGUCUCAAGAGAGGUCAGCAGCCAAAAGGCAAAAGUUAAACAUCAAAGUCGAAGACGAUGAAAUCAAUGACAACUAUAGUUUCCCCGAUUCGGUUAGGACAUGCAAAGAAAAUAACACAAUUAUUAGGUCAGCUCCCCCGACGACAGUUUCUUCGUUUAAUAUGAACAAUAACCAAAACAACACGACGCCCAGAGCAAACCUUCGAUGUACUGUCCCUGCCAACAGAAGUUCUCAGUUACCCACCGUCACCCUAACAUCACAAUUCUCAAACGUUUCUAGAUACGCUGACAUUUCCCUUACCAUCGUGAGUCAGCCUGAACAGCAACAUAGGGCUCGCUAUCAAACGGAAGGAAGUAGGGGUGCCGUUAAAGACAGAACCGGAAACGGAUUCCCUAUUGUUCAGUUAAAUGGCUACGACAAACCUGCAACGUUACAGGUUUUCAUUGGAACUGACGUUGGUAAAGCGACUCCACACAUGUUCUAUCAGGCGUGCAGGGUUAGCGGUAAAAAUUCCACACCCUGUAUAGAACGUAAGAUCGAAGGUACGGUAGUGAUCGAACUGCAAUUGGACCCCUCGAAAGAAAUGGUUGCAACGUGUGACUGUGUUGGUAUACUGAAAGAGAGAAACGUGGACGUAGAGCAUAGGUUUCCAGAACAAACAGCCACCAGGAGCAAGAAGAAGUCUACCAGGUGUCGUAUGGUCUUCAGAACAACCGUAACCCACGAUAAUGGCGUUCAAGAGGUUUUACAGAUAUGUUCGCAACCGAUUGCAUGCACGCAACCCCCUGGUGUGCCUGAAAUCUCCAAGAAAUCUCUCACAUCAUGUCCCGCUUCAGGUGGUUUAGAACUCUUCAUACUCGGCAAAAAUUUCUUAAAAGACACAAGGGUGUUUUUCCAGCAAGUUGACGAACAAGGUGUUCGAUGGGAGCAGUCUGUUGUCCCCGACAAAGAAUAUUUGCAGCAGACCCAUUUGGUGUGUGUAAUACCACCAUAUUUAAGACAUGACAUUAUAGAACCGGUAACAGUCCGGUUAUUCGUUGUAUCUAGUGGAAAAACUAGUGAACCACACCAGUUUGUAUAUACGCCCACAAGUGGGGCAGUAACAAGUGCUCGUGAUACACCUUCCUCGCCCACGACUACGUCUUCGUCAUUUCUUAACAAAAUGAUUUGGUCGUCUGAUACGAGCAAACAGGAGCAAGACAUGGGAAUCAUGCCGCCACCAGGUACAAACCAGGUUCCCCUGUCUCAGCGACGCGCUUCGACUAACCAGCCUUCCAGUUGUGAACCAACACAAUCUCCCCCCUUGCUUUCAUUCAAACAAGAAUUAAUCGACGAAAACAGUCAAAGUUCGGUUCUUGACCCCCUGGAAUUGCACCGUAGUAGAUUCAGACAAUUGUCCGAAAGCUCAAUGGAUGUGAACGCCGGUGAUUCCAAUGUUACUAUGAUAACUGAAAAUUCCAUGGAUAUCCUUCGUCAUAACUCGCUGACCAACGACUCCAUAAUGCACAACGAAAACUCCAACAUAAGUAUAGGAAAUGAAAAUAGUAUGGAUGUUAUGGUACCUAGAAACUUAUCAAUGGUUACUGCUUCUGCAGUACGAGAUGAUACCGCCGAACCUGCCUCUUUUCAGUUGAGCAGGAACGUAACCAACUUUAAGAGAGGCUUACUAGAGACACCUCUCUCUCCCAUACCCCCUCACAAUCCGAUCACAACCAGCGACCUUAAUGUCAUAGAUUUAAGAAUGAAACUAAAUACAGACCCAACCAUCGGUUUAACGUCGACCACGUCGUUGCACAACUUCAGCGUCCCGACGGCCACCGCAUUACCAGCACAGAGCGCUCAGAGUGUCGAAAACUACUUAUCGUCUAUUGAAAGUCCCGGAAAGAAAAUGAUUGAGCCCCCCAAUCAGCCUCCGAAAAUGAUUCCAGAUAACACAUUGGCGACGACCUUGCUGCAUGAUGUUUCUACCACUAUAAAUCAAGCUUUAAAUGUAGACACCAGCACUGUCAUGUCUAUAAAAAACGGUAUAAAACUGGAGGAGAAAUCACUGACGAGAAAUAGCGUAAGCCCCGCUCAGACUGUUGCUGCAAUCUCAACAGGAAAACUUGCUGCUUUAAUGAACUCCGUGGCAGCAGAAAAUCAAUACGUCAAAAAUGAAGAGAUUGUAAUUCACAGGCCACAGGACAUCCUUCUACCCAACAAGUCGCCGCAUCAAGUAUCCAGCACCAUACAGACACAAAACAUAAUGACCACAUCACAAGACAUCAUGCUUAGUUCAUUUGGAGUCUCCAGCACACCUCUAAGUCUUCACAAUAUCUCACCUGACGUCAGUCCUCAUCAAUCGACCUCGGCGACGCUGUCGCCUGAAGUAAUUCUCAAUUCUCAAACAUCCCCCACUUUAAUGUCCAAUGGCCCCGUCUUAACCACUGACACUCAACUCGGUUUGUGUCCCCCGGUUAUAAACGCCGAUUCGGACUUAUCACCUCUUUUAACUAAUGACCCUACAAAGACUUUGGCCACCCAUAACUCAACAACCCUGGCCACCCAACUAUCUUCGGUCAUCAGUUCUUCGGAACCAGAAAAGGCGAUCCUGCUCAAGGCCGCUGUCGAUCUCUUCGAAACGCAGAAAAAGAUAACGGCGCUUGAGCCGACCUUGUCCACAACAGCAGCCGCCACGACAAUGGAAGAACACAUCAUCAACGAUAUAUUAACGACGAAAUCAACGGGGAACGACAUUCUGAAAACGAACAUGAGCUACGUCGAAUCUCAAAUUUCAUCACCAACGAAAACCAUUUCGGCCAGUAUGUCCAUGAACAUGAUCGCAAGUAAAGCAAUGGAUGCAUGCACCAAACAACAGGACAUGAUUACGCAUACACAGAGUGAAGGAAAACCUGAAGAUCGUAUGAUACCUCAUGGGUUCGCGACUAUGACCGAUAACGAACUCAUAAAUAUCAUUAAUCCAAGCUGCUUCGAUCAAGUAUAAUCAGUCAUAUUAUGGUGGAGGUGUCAUCAUUUCGAAAUUUCACUACAUUCAUAACACAUUAUCUUUACACUCCUGUUUGUUAUCCAUCUGUCCCUUCGUUUAAAAGUGGUAUCCGAUGCUUAUGUUGUGCUGUGUAUCAAAAAAUUAUUAAAUAUUCGAUGUCUAAAGGUGUUACAGUCAAUCGAUGGUAAAAAAGUAUCUGUGUAGCUCGUAUUUUCUCUCCGCAUUACACACUCACAUGCACAUUUCUACAUUCACCUUCAUUCGUAUUUCAAGUACUGCUUCUAUUCACAAGCGUAUAAUAAAAGGAGAGCAUGUAAAAACAAAUUAGCAAAAUUCAUAAUAUGUGUAAAUUUGCAAGUGUAGUUUCUUUUUACAUUUAAUUUUGUUUUUUGUUAGAAGAAGAUAUUAUUUCGUUUGUUAUUGUUAUUAACUUUGCUG
Messenger RNA from Agrilus planipennis (emerald ash borer), 3848 nucleotides. RefSeq lists its product as uncharacterized. Lineage: Eukaryota; Metazoa; Arthropoda; Insecta; Coleoptera; Buprestidae. Gene Ontology annotation, molecular function: RNA polymerase II cis-regulatory region sequence-specific DNA binding; DNA-binding transcription factor activity, RNA polymerase II-specific; transcription factor binding. The record is from RefSeq and is a predicted model, not a curated record. The transcript has 10 exons. Gene Ontology annotation, cellular component: transcription regulator complex. Bases 102 to 3407 code for a protein of 1101 amino acids. Gene Ontology annotation, biological process: regulation of transcription by RNA polymerase II.